AUGGGCAAAAAGCGCAAGAGAUCCAUCAAGGACCGCGGUCCUGCGCCCUCGUCUCACCCGGGUAUCACCACAUCUCCCCGCCGUUUCAGAACUCCCCAUGCCCCAAUUUCCCUGGGAAGAAAAACAAAUCAUCCCGUUAUCUCUCUGUACUACCGAAAUGUCAUGCCCCUGCGGGAAUACCUCCUUCAGCAACUCCCCGUGACUUCAAAGUCGCGUCGGCGCCGUAUUCGAACACUAGGCUCGCGCGCAGAGCAAGACCCUAGUGUACAAUCUCAAACAUUGGUGGAACUCCUCGACUCCACUCUUGUGGGUGUGCUGAAGGAGUCCUCUCCGGCAGUCAACUCAGAACGACAAAAGGAAUAUUCGUCUUUCACUCUGUCGCAAUCACGAUCUAUUCUUGACAGCACAGAUACGGGGCCGACCUGCCUGCAAUCUGAGGUGGUCGAUUUUGUGAUCUGGAAACUCUUCAACAGUGGCUCGAGACCUCAGCAUCUGCUGGCGCAUGGCUUUCAGCGCCCAGCCAUGGGGCGGGCUGCCCAGGACACUAAUAUCCCAGGAGUUGUGUCUCAAUUUCCAAAUAAGAAUGUGGAAACUGUCAAAGGGGGCGCAUGGGCAGAGAUCCUUGGCUUGCUCGGGAGCAAUGGGGAGCAGAUCAUGGUGCAGCUCCUUCUCGAUUGCGGAAUCUUUGCUGCGGUCAACGCCCAAAAGGGCAUUUAUUACCAACUGAGUGGUUUACCGCUCUCGGUCCUUGAGCCUCUACGCGAUGCUUCUUCGGCAUCCAAUGGGCCUGCUACUACAGGGCAGACUGAUAUCUCAUUUAAUGGUCAGAAACGUCCCAAAGUGAACAGAAAAUGCAACCAAAACUCCGAUAAGGAACUCCGAAGUCCAAACGGCAUCGUGUUUCUACGGCGACGCAUGCUCUAUGGACGAACAGAGUCCAAAAGAGAAGUACCCUCUGGAUUAGGACAAGAACAUGUUCUUAACCGCUUCUCUUCGCUCGAUUCGACGGCGCAAACAAUCCACGUGAUGAAGUACAUUUUCCCUCGACAAUUUGGACUAUCCAAUAUUUUUACGAUAAACCCAGAUGGUCGCAACAAUAUGGACCUUUGGAAGGGUAGCAUGGCCCGUGAAAGUGAGAUAUCUGAACUGGAAAACAAGGCACGGCUGAAGCGCCCGGGGCUUGUAAACGAACACGCAGGCGCAGAUUGCAGCGUGAGAAGUACCAAGGUACCUAAGAGACUUCGUGGAAAUACCACGGAGCUUGUUCGGAAGCUGCGGAACCGCAAUGCACAAUGUCCCUACAGAGAAUUGCUGCAAUACUACUGUCCAACCGAACAAACUGGACCCAAGAGACUUGGCGCUUUUGCUACCUCCACGCCAGGUGCCAAAGACAGGGAGCCAAUUUCGUCUUGUCAGUCAAAUUUGGUGACACAGGUGACAAUCAUCAAUCAGCCAUCGUCAAACGGUGAUUUGGUGCAGCCUUCAUGCGAUGGCUUGAGAUCAGGGCCGCGAAUCGAUCCAUCUUGCGGGACAGAUUCCGAGCGAUUGCCGGUGAUUCAACCUGGUCCAGGCAGUCUGACCGACUAUGCCACUCCGGCUGCUUCGGUGUCGGCAUUUUGUCGAGCAGUGAUCCAAAAGUUCAUUCCCCGGCAGUUUUUCGGCACCGGACCUGAUGGCGUUUCGAACUUUAAGCUGGUUCUCAGACAAGUUGAUCGGUUCAUCAAAUUACGUCGAUUCGAGAGUUUAAGUCUGCAUGAAGUAUGCAAAGGCGUCAAGAUAACAAGCAUUCCAUGGCUGGAGCCACCUCAGAUCCAGACUGUACGAUCUGAGACAAGGUCGAAGAUUGCUUUAUCCGAUCUGCACAAACGCACCGAGUUGCUUCAUGAAUUCAUCUUUUGGGUUUUCGAUUCACUUCUCAUUCCUCUCGUUCGUUCCCACUUCUAUGUCACCGAGUCGCAAACGCACCGAAACCGUCUGUUCUAUUUCAGGCAUGAUGUUUGGCAGCAGUUGACCCAGCAACCUUUCGGGGACUUAAAGGUAACUAUGUUCGAGGAGCUUGAGCCAGAGCGUGCCCGCCGCGUACUCUCACGGCGGGCCCUCGGUUUCGGUGCCCUUCGUUUACUCCCCAAGAAUACAGGUAUUCGGCCCAUCAUGAAUCUUCGCAGGCGGGCCGUGACGAAAUCAUCAUGGGGAAAGGGGCGCAUUUAUCUUGCUCCCAGCAUCAAUUUAAGCGUCACACCUAUCUACGACAUGUUGAAAUACGAGAGCCAACAGGCUCCCCUCAAGCUAGGCUCGUCAAUGUCAUCUGUUGGAGAUAUGCAUCGCCGGUUGAAAUUGUACAAAGAACAAGUGUCUAUGCAAUCCCUUUCGACAUCUGAGCCUGGAAGGUCCAAACUCCCGCCGUUAUACUUUGUCAAGCUGGACAUAAAAGCUUGCUUCGAUACUAUUCCCCAGCGGAAGUUGAUCAAUCUUAUCACGGAGCUGGUCUCUGAAGAGAACUACAACAUCUCGAGGCAUGUCGAAUUCCAACCGCCUGCUUCCGUUACCCAACCAGGCAAGCCCACACGAAGAUAUGUGAACCGCGCCGCGCCUGCCAUGAGACCGCAACAUCUUCCAGAUUUCAUCCAUAAUGAACCCUCGGCGCGAAAGGCCAACACCGUUUUUGUUGACACCGUAUUCCGAAAAGACCAUGAUGCUGGGGAUCUUCUAGACUUGCUUGACCAACAUGUCCGCAAUAACUUGGUGAAGAUAGGCAAGAAAUACUUCCGCCAACGCAACGGUAUCCCUCAAGGCUCUGUUCUAUCCGGUCUCCUCUGCAACUUCUUCUACGCUGAGCUGGAACGAGAGAUGUUACGUUUUAUCGACCCCAAGCACUCUCUCCUUAUGCGACUCGUGGAUGACUUUCUCCUCAUCACAACUGAACCGGGCGUGGCAAUGCAGUUCUUGGAAGUAAUGAUCCCGGGUCAGCCAUCCUACGGCGUGCAAGUUAACGCAGCCAAGAGCAUGACGAAUUUCAGCGCCGCAGUCGAUGGCAUUCUGCUUCCUCGCCUGGAAGGAUCACCAUUGUUCCCGUAUUGCGGCAACCUCAUCGACACACACACGCUAGAAAUCCAUCGCGACAAAGACCGUCUUCUGGAGGGCGGCGAGUCAGCCGCUGCCACUCUUUCCGACUCGUUGACUGUUGAGGCCGCCCGCUUGCCUGGCCGCACCUUCCACCGCAAAGUGCUAGCCUCCUUCCGCCUGCAACUACAUCAGAUGUACAUCGAUGAUGAACACAACUCGCGCGCAGUUGUACUCUCCAACUUGUACUCCAGCUUCGUCACUGCUGCCAUGAAGAUGUAUCGUUACAUGAAGUCACUUCGGGGACGUGCGCAUCCCGGCCCUGCCAUCAUAAUCCAAACAAUUCAUGACCUCAUCUUGCAGACGGCUGGCACGAUCCAAGCCCGGCGAGCCGAUAAGUCGAAAUCCUCGUUAUCGUGUUUUGCCCAGCGGUCCCAUCUGCAGUACCUAGCUUCCGCGGCAUUUCGGUUUGUUCUGAAGCGCAAGCAAACGCGGUAUGCGGUGGUGUUGCGCUGGCUGGAGUUGCUGGCCAAAGAUUCUCGACCCACAUCGGAUUCCGAGGCGUUGAGGAUGACGCAGGUGGUGAAGAAGGGAAAUGCCAUGUUUGAGGAAUGGCGAUUUUAG
Molecule: messenger RNA, 3684 nt
Organism: Penicillium bovifimosum
Lineage: Eukaryota; Fungi; Ascomycota; Eurotiomycetes; Eurotiales; Aspergillaceae
Product: telomerase reverse transcriptase
Exons: 6
Coding region: 1-3684 (1227 amino acids)
Biological process (GO): telomere maintenance via telomerase
Cellular component (GO): telomerase catalytic core complex
Molecular function (GO): telomerase RNA binding; telomeric repeat DNA binding
Source: RefSeq, a predicted model, not a curated record